Dreissena polymorpha is the source of this 2071-nucleotide messenger RNA. RefSeq names its product E3 ubiquitin-protein ligase RNF181-like. The coding region runs from base 472 to 1530 and encodes 352 amino acids. Gene Ontology annotation, cellular component: cytoplasm; nucleoplasm. Lineage: Eukaryota; Metazoa; Mollusca; Bivalvia; Myida; Dreissenidae. The record is from RefSeq and is a predicted model, not a curated record. The transcript has 4 exons.
UGUGUUCGUAUUGUUGCUAAAAAUAGACAUUUGGAAACCCAGUAGAAAUUUAAACUCAAAAAAAGUUAUAAUUCAAUAAAAAAGCGCUAUUUUGAUUUGGCAAUUUUUAACAUUGUCUUAAGAAAAAUAUAUGUACGAGUGCCAAACAAUAUCAAGAAUGAGUUAGACGUCGUUAACAAUAUUUGAUAAGUACAUUGUAGAAGGUUUUGUGAUACUUACACUUUCGUUUUCGAUUUCAUGAAACUUCGUUUACAUCUGUGAAUACCAUCCUAAAGCGUGAAAGCACAUGCUUAUUGGCGACAAUGCAACAUACUUGUCCAGUAUAGAAUAUUUACUCAAUGUGUUGUCAAAGACAAUGAACAUAAGUUUUAGAAUUGUCAAAAGAGUGAAAUUAUGCUAUAAUGAACGAUAGUGUUAGGGGCCCUACAUCAAAUACUAUACCAUGCAAUACAAUUAACUAUAUCAAAAGAAAUGCCAUCGUAUUGUGGAAAUGGUAAACAAUACAAUAUUAUUUACAAUAAUGAUUUAGAUAGUGACUCUGAUCACACUGAUAGUUCGAUACCAGAGCACGAACAUGAUCUCUCUGUGAUAGGUGGUGUAUCUAGUAAUGAACAAAAUGCAUUUACAUGUGACGCUUUGACAACUCAAGGAACGCACAGCAAUGAACGAAAUGUUUCUCCACAUAUUCCCACAUCGACUGAAGACAUAUCUAGAAGUGAACAACGAAAUCGUUCAUCAUUUGGUACAACUUCAACUGAAGUAAGCAAAGAACGAAAUCCCGUUUCUUUUCAAUCCAGUACAAGCGAUAGUACAAGGGACACAAGAAACUCAAUAAAGACCCAUUCAUUAAAAGAUACAACCAGCAAUUACGGAAACAUACAAACUUUAGACUCGGUAAAUGGCGAUUCUUUUGUUUACGACAGUGAUACAAUAAGUCGAGACCUUUCAAUCUUCGAUAAUAAUUCAUUAUUUUCUCCGCAAAGUAUGCGUGUAGUUGUCCAAGUCGGAAGAGGCAGUGUCGGAAAUAUCACUACCGGUGGCAUGCAGUUCCCAUAUGGGAACGGACUUGGAAUCAACAGCAUGCCUUUUUUGCCGAGCUUCCUCCUUCGAGGUGGCAGCAUGGGUUCAGGUGAUCCAUAUGAUCCAGUUGAAGGACUGUCUAGAUUGCAGCAGCACGGUUCUGAUACACUGUCUAGACUUCUGGAAAUGAAUAGCAACUUAGAAGGGUUGUUGGGAAUGCGCCAAAACAAUAAUUUUGACGCUAGGGAUUUUCUCGAAAUGCUAUCUGAUCAAGAACCCGACGCAAGUAGUCACAUAAAUCUUGAACGGUUGCCAACAAAGAAAUAUGUGAAAAGAAAUGCCGUGGAAGAUGAACGGUGUGACAUAUGCUCAGAGACGUACAAUGCUGGCGAUGAACAGAGGACCCUUACGUGUUUCCAUGACUACCAUGUAACGUGCAUUGACAUGUGGCUACAGAAAAAUAAUACAUGCCCGGUUUGUAGAAUGGAAGUACAUACAGAAGGCGAUUAGCUGCAAACACAAUUCAAACGAAUGGAAUCGACAAGUUUGCUACUUUCAAAUCAAGGAUUGCGUCGACCAAUAAUUCGCUAAUUUAUUACAGCGUAACAUUCUUCUCUACUAUUACAUAAUAUAUUCAAUGCACUUGAAAUCCGUGUACGCAAAACCAUUGACAAAUAUGACAUGUGAAGCAAUACUCGUGUCUGCAAUGUGGCUAGGGACUUAAGAGUAUUUAUUUGAAUUAUUAUAUAGCAGUAUUCGGUAUAUUUGGCCACUGUUACAGUUAACGAACAUCCAUACAAGAUACUCCAGAAGUAACAAAUUUGUUCAACUGGAAAAUCCAAAAUCAUGAAUUCCAUAUAAAGGUUCGAAAAUUGUGAAGUACAUUAUUUCCAUAAUUCAAGCAGAAUAAAGAACUUUGACAUAAAUUCUCACACGCGAAUGAUUCUGUCCUGAUAAUGUCAAAGGACUUGCGUUAUUUGUGGACAUAAACAUCACAUACGAAGUAUUGGAGUUUUGAUAUACAUGCGGUUGAAAUACAAUAACAUAACUA